CCUACGAUUUCGCCCACUUGUUCGACGGCCACUCACCACAACCCCCCACGUCGAUAACUUCCAUCUCGCAAUUCCAGGUGCCCGUCGCGGCACCCACUACCGCAACGGCCCAUCAUGGCAUCUUUCUUUCAGUCAUUUCGCAGCUCGUCCAUGGCGAAGCAGCUACUUCGCUUUGCUCUCUCUCGACUGGACCUACUCGAUACACAAGCGCUUGAUUUGGAGAACCUCGACUUUGCCCUCGGUCGAAAUACGGUCCUAGAGUUUCGGGAUGUCGGACUGGUUCUUCAGAAACUCGAGAGGCUGCUGGGGUUGCCCCCAACCUUUUCUCUCCAAAAGGCCAAGGUGCUCGUCCUGCGGGUCACGAUUCCCAUGGACUUUUACACCAGCCCCAUCACGGCCGAAGUAGACGGUGUCGACAUCCGCUUGAAGGUGGCGUCCAAGAAAGAGAAGGAUGGACAAAAUACGGGGAAGCGGGGCACAGCCGGUCCCGAGGCCGUACCGACAGCUGCGGACCUCGCACAGUCCUUUUUGGAAACGCAACCUGUGGCAGAGAAGAAGGAGCUCGAGCAAGCCCUCGCCGCCGAAACCCAGGAUCUCGCUGCUUCCAUGGCCGCUAGCGGAUCCGAAAGUGACGACGACUUGACGGUUGGCACGGGGCAGACUCUCUCGCUGCCCGCUUUCUUGACCGACUUCCUCCAAGGCAUCGUGGAUAGGAUUCAGAUUCGCGUACAGAGCGUUAUAUUUCAGGUGGACGUCGAGGUGGCGGUUGAUCCCAGUUCCUCGGUUCCGGAGCUCGUUACUUUCCAGCUGUCGCUGGAUAACAUCAACGUGGAAGGCGUAACCUCAACAGCAGAAACAACCGAUGAAGCCUCCGCAAUCGUCCACAAGGAGGGCAAACGCCAUAUUCUACUGGACAACAUUCGGGCUGCUUUGAUAACUGAGACAAACGUCUUCUCCUCGUUGGCCAGGUCUACGUCAAUGCCCUCAUCCGUGGCCUCCCGCUCGCCCGUGCUCAAUGAGACCGCCACAUUUUCCCCGCCCGGGCUUGCCCGCAGUGUCAGCUCCGGUUCGAUGGCCAGUUCCGAUGGUCUCUCGCAAAGUCAAUACCCGCUACAGGACAGCGAAGCGGCGUUCAACAUCCCAUACAGUUUUGACAACAACGACCGAGGCGAGGCUGAUGAGACAUCACCCUUAUCCACUCCAAGGGCGUCCGUCUACCGGGGCUCACCUCCACCAACCGUCAGGGAUCAUGCCAAGUCGGCGGUUCUCGAGCCUUCGCCCCGACUUUGGUCGACCGCGGGGCGAGAAGCGCAAUCGGAGCCAUUUCUGCGCCCUCCUGAGGGUUUCUCUCUCUCCAAUGACCCGUCUCCUGCAGCCUCCGUCCACUCAAGCUCAAGCGGCUCGGCGAGAGAUGACCUGGCCGAAUCACACAUUUACAGCCACGAGGAUGCCGAGAGCAUGUACAUGAGCGCGUUCUCCCAAACAGGGUCUCAGGGGCUGCGCACCGGCAUGCCGUGUGCCUGGGAUGCCUUCGAAGACGCUGAAGAGCAUGAAACUGUAACUGAACCGUUCACAGCAACCCGGUCGGCUCUCCACGAAGACGGCCAAGCCGGUGAUUCCCUGGCCUCACCAUCUCAAGACCACGAGAGGGAUGGCCCCAGCUUUGAUGCACAGGAGCCCUCCGUAGAGGAACCUGAACCCGCACAAGACGAUAUCCCAACUCCUCGAGGGCCAACACGUCUGGUAAAGGAACUCUUGUCCCUUAGCUCGAUUUCGGUCUAUCUUCCAUCAACUCACAAACACGCCAAUGCCGAUGCCCCUAAUCUCAGCAAAUCAAUAUCCCCGAACAUGCCAGGAGCGUUCUCAAUGUAUUCCGCGGCGACUACGAGCCCCAAGCUUAUACCCGUCAACGAACCAGCCGCGGAGGAAACGUCCGUCGAUCCAUCCAUUGAAAUCGUACUGAAACCCGUAGAUAUCCAGUUCGACGCAUCAAUUGGGUUUCUCCUGGCCAUGGUUGUCGCCCGGCUCCUUGAAGCAGCCCAAGGUGGGUCGAAGGAUUCUGUUGGCCCUGCAACAGCGAAGCCGCCUCCAAAAUCUCCGGAUAUCAAAAUCACCGUUGAACAGUUGUCUGUACUUUUUCUAGAGAAACUGGCAGGCGUGGCCGAUGUCCCUCACAGGCUCUUCGAGAAGAGGACGACAGACCUGGGCUCUGAUGUGCUACUCCAAGCUCAGCUUGCUGACAUCAGGGGCUCGCUCUCCAACGAAGGCCCACAAACGGAGAUGAACUUUAGCAUCGAGAAACUGAAGUUCGGGUACGCGAAUGAUGAUAUCAUCUCAUUCGACCGCUCUGUCCUGAUGUUCGAGUCUGUUGCGAACACCUUCCCCUCCGCUGGCCAGGAUGUCUCGGUCAAGGCGACGAUGGGGCCCGAGACGUCGCGUCUGGAGGUCAACACGUUGCCCCUCCAUGUCAAGCUAGAUCUCCAGAGGCUUGAUGAAAUGUUCAGCUGGUUUGGCGGGCUCAGCAGUUUUCUUAACAUGGGGGCUUCCAUCACCGCCAACAAGUCAGGGGCAGACAAAACUCCGGCCAAGCCGAUUCAAAAACCCAAGGGUGUCCGAUUUGACGAGCCAAUUCAUCCUGAUGAUCGAACCGUUGCAAAGGAGAACAAGACCGACUUGCGCAUCAACGGUCUCCGGGUCGAUCUAAUCGGGAAGGACUGUAGCGUGAUGCUGAACACCAGCGCCCUUAAAUUGGUCAGCAGAGAAGAGGGCCUUGGGGUACAUCUGAGCAGGAUACGACUAUCAGGACCAUACCUCAAAAAUUCCAGAGCCGAAGCUCCUAUCGUAAGCGAGGUCUUGGACACCAGAGCCGAAUUCCUGUCGUUGCCCCGGGCCAAGGACCUUGAGAGGCUCAUUGAGCUCAUCACCCCUUCUAAAGUCAAAUUCGACGAAGACGAAGAUGAGAUUAUGGUGGACACGCUGCUGCGGCAACGGAGGAAAGGAUCUGUUCUUUCCCUGGCCAUUGGGAAGGUCAGAGUUGACGCAGGCAACUUACAGCAGCUCACCUGCCUCCCAAGUCUUGUCGAUGACCUGGCUAGGCUUGGGACCGUUGCGAAAUAUCUCCCCGAGGAUGAUCGGCCAGGCCUUCUCACGCUAUGCCAUGUCAAACAUUCUGAAUGCCGUGUUGAUGUUGGCGGCCGGUUCGGUGCCGUUUUAACCUCACUCAGCAACCUUGAAGUGGCACAUAUUUCGAUGCCCCAGUUGGCCGCCGUCGCCGUUGGCGAAAUGGCCGUCACGCGAAAUAAAAUCGAGGAGCUGGUGAUGACUUCGCCGCCUCCAAACGGCACGCUGCAGAAUCUUCCGGUCUUCAUGAUGAGACUGAUUGAUGACAUCGAACCAGUCCUCAAGAUCAAGCUGAUUGGGCUGGGCUUAGAAUACCGGGUCCCUACCAUCAUGGACGUUCUAAACCUCAGUCAGGAUGCUACGCCGGAGGAUUAUGAGGCCGGGUUGGCCGCAUCCGUUGCGAGCCUGGGAGAGCAAGCCCACACUGUCAUCAGGAAAGCAUCUUCGGGGUCGCUGGCAUCAACGGGCCAGGCCAAGGCCUCGAAGUCACUCAAGGUGGACAUCGCCUUCCGGGACUGCCUCAUCGGCUUGAACCCGCUUGCGUUGGCGUCCAAGCUGACCGUUGUGCUCACCGAUGCACAUCUUGAAAUGACGCCAAACUCGCACGAUAUCACCGCAGUAACGACCAUGAAACGAGCUGCUAUUUUGUUGAUCGACGAUACAUCCAUCCUCGAAUCUCCCGGAGCCCGCUUCGCGUCGACGCGCCGUCCACAAGCAGCCCCUUCACCCCAAGUUACCGAGUUAUGUACAAAGGGAUACGUCAACAUCUGUCAGAUCUCGUCAGCAAAGGCAACAGUGACAGUUUCAAAGGAUUCAGAGGGUGACACCCAGCUGGAGGUUGAAGUUCGCGACGACCUCUUGGUCCUCGAAACUUGUGCGGAUUCGACGCAAACUCUCAUCGCGUUGGCCAACGCUCUGACGCCGCCCACGCCCCCGAGCAAGGAAAUCAAGUAUCGGACAUCAGUUGUCCCCGUCGAAGACUUGUUAGCCUCUAUUCGGGCGGAGGCGUUCGGCCAAGCCGAAGGCGACUACGACUUUGAUAAUGACUUUGAGAUUGCUAAGGAGCUUGGAGACGAUGCCGAUAGCGACCUAGACUUUGACGGCGGGCCAAGUGAUAGUCCGUUAAACCUUGACUCGCAGUAUCUCGAGGAGGGGGUCGUCCAGGAAGAGCUGUUCAAUGCAACGUCUGACUCAAUUCUCCAAGAAGGCGGGACCAAAUUCGAAGACACGAACGAUGGGGUCCUUCUCAGCACGACUGGCCUCGACAACCCAAGCAGUAGUGGGCUAGAAGUCAGCACCGGCGACCUCUCUAUCAAAGACGAUUACUUUGAGAACGGACCGGUUGCCCGCGGCACUGCGCAUCGCUGGGACUCCAAGGCGAACAAGUACGACCAACAUAACGACCUCAAGCUCCAGCGUAGCCCCUUGAAGGUCUGCGUUCGCGAUGUGCACGUCAUCUGGCACUUGUUCGAUGGCUACGAUUGGGCGCGCACGCGCGAGGUGAUCGCCAAGGCCGUACAGGAGGUCGAGGCGAAGGCAUAUGAGCGGCGGACCAGGACGGAUCGCAGGGGCGGCUACGACCAAGACCUUGACGAGGACGAAACAGUCAUUGGCGACUGCCUUUUCAAUUCCAUUUACAUUGGCAUCCCGGCCAACCGUGAUCCCAAAGAACUCGCCCAGGCGAUCAACCACGGCCUGCAGGAUUUUGGAGACACGGAGUCGAUUGCAACCUCGACAGCCACAACGUCGACACUCCGUACGGCGGGGCAACGCCGCAGAUCCAAGAGCCUCAAGCUGGAUCGGAGCAAGCGUCACAAGAUCACUUUCGAGCUCAGGGGCGUGAACGUGGACAUGGUUAUGUUUCCGCCGGGCUCAGGGGAGACAGUCAACUCACUUGACAUCCGGCUCCGCGAUGUUGACGUCUUUGACCACGUCCCAGAGUCGACCUGGAAGAAGUUUGCCAUGUACGACAUCGACGCCGGCGAGCGUGAAUUGGGCGCUAGCAUGGUGCAUGCCGAGAUCAUCACCACAAGGCCCGUGGACACGCCAGCGACCGAGAUGGUGAUCAGCGCCACCAUUCUGCCCCUGAGGCUGCAUGUUGACCAAGACGCCCUCGAUUUCAUCACCAGGUUCUUUACGUUCCGAGACGAGACGGCGCCGGUCCACGCCUCCCCGAGUGACGUCCCCUUCAUCCAGCGGAUUGUGGUCAACAGCGUUCCAGUCAAGCUGGACUUCAAGCCGAAACGAGUCGACUACGCCGGUCUACGCUCGGGCAAAACGACAGAGUUUAUGAAUUUCAUGAUCCUCGAAGGCGCCCGACUAGUUCUCCGCCGUGUCAUCCUGUACGGCGUCUCCGGGUUCGACCGGCUCGGCGAUCAGCUCAACGAUAUCUGGACGGCCGAUGUCAAAAGCAACCAGCUGCCCGGUGUCCUCGCCGGCCUGGCACCCGUGCGCUCCCUCGUGAACGCCGGGUCCGGCUUCCGGGACCUGAUUGAGAUCCCGAUCCGCGAGUACCGCAAAGACGGCCGGAUCGUGCGCAGCCUCAGGAAGGGCGCCACGGCGUUCGCCAAGACGACCGGCACCGAGGUCGUCAAGCUGGGCGCCAAGCUCGCCAUCGGCACGCAGAACGCGCUGCAGGGCGCCGAGGGCCUGCUCGCGCCCCAGCAGACCGGCGAGGGCAGCAGCAGCAGCGCGGCGGCCGUCGCGGCCGUGCUCGGCGACGACUGGGACGAGGAGGAGUACGAGGAGGAGGUCCACCGCAAGAUCAGCCUGUACGCGGACCAGCCCCUCGGCAUCGUGCAGGGCGUGCGCGGCGCCUACGCCAGCCUGGCGCGCGACCUGUCGGUCGCCCGCGACGCCAUCAUCGCCGUCCCCGCCGAGGUCAUGGACAGCCAGGGCGCCCAGGGCGCCGCCGCCGCCGUGCUCAAGAAGGCCCCCACCAUCAUCCUCCGCCCGGCCAUCGGCGCCACCAAGGCCAUUGGGCAGACGCUGCUGGGCGCGACGAACUCGCUCGAUCCGAUGCAUCGGAGGCGGGUUGAGGCUAAAUAUAAAAAGCAUUGAUUGUGGCAUGCCUGGUGGGUUUGAGGGCCCAGUGGUGUUGAGGGCCG
Chaetomium fimeti is the source of this 6227-nucleotide messenger RNA. RefSeq lists its product as uncharacterized. NCBI's taxonomy places the organism in Eukaryota, Fungi, Ascomycota, Sordariomycetes, Sordariales, Chaetomiaceae. Gene Ontology annotation, cellular component: phagophore assembly site. The coding region runs from base 115 to 6180 and encodes 2021 amino acids. Gene Ontology annotation, molecular function: phosphatidylinositol-3-phosphate binding. The transcript has 3 exons. The record is from RefSeq and is a predicted model, not a curated record. Gene Ontology annotation, biological process: piecemeal microautophagy of the nucleus; reticulophagy; autophagosome assembly.